Messenger RNA from Caenorhabditis remanei, 741 nucleotides. RefSeq lists its product as uncharacterized. The coding region runs from base 1 to 741 and encodes 246 amino acids. The transcript is spliced from 3 exons. NCBI's taxonomy places the organism in Eukaryota, Metazoa, Nematoda, Chromadorea, Rhabditida, Rhabditidae. The record is from RefSeq and is a predicted model, not a curated record.
AUGCCUGAACGCCGAUUCAUGAUUUGUAACCUCCACAUCAUCAGUGGAAAUCCAGAUGAAAGAGCGACGGAGGAGCAGGCGGAGGAGGCGUUGAUUGAGAUUUUAAAGAAGAUUUGCUCUCCUCUCGAGUCAUCCAACCCACUCAUUUCGAUCCAAGAACACGGAUAUAUGCCUGACGAAGAGUCAGAUAAAGAUGAAAGAUACUGGGUGACAUUUAUCGUCGAUCCACCGACAGCCGACACGAUUCACGGGAAUCGACGUGGAUUGAUGAAGGAGAUUCAGAAAAUGAAUGAAUUGAAAUGGGGAAACGAACGGAAAGAGAAGCAUACGAGAAUGAGAAUCUAUCGGGGAGUGCAGUUCGAGGCGAUUCAGAAGACGUUGAGAAGUGUGAAGAGAAUUCUGGAAGAGGAGACUUUUCCGGAGAGAGAUGGAUUCAAGAUCACUUUUGGGAAGCAAGUGAUUCAGAUAUUCUAUGAAAAAGGGAAUCUGGAGACGUUAUCGAUUGAAAAUGUGAUUGAUGAGCAUUGGGAUGUUUUCAGAGAGGCGGUGAAGAAGCUUGAUGCCGCCGAACGAGAAUCAAUCGAUAAUUUCGUUGAACUCCAUCAUCGAAAAGCCAGAAAACGAGCACUAGUUGGCGAUGACACCAUCUCGAAUGCAGCCUCUCCGCCUACUCCAAAAAUGGUCCGAUUCGCGAAUCCCAUUGAGAAGAUGCGGAUGAUUUCUCCCGUUGAGAGAUCCUAA